Centropristis striata (black sea bass) is the source of this 4508-nucleotide messenger RNA. RefSeq names its product rhophilin, Rho GTPase binding protein 2 (gene rhpn2). Gene Ontology annotation, biological process: negative regulation of stress fiber assembly; signal transduction. The record is from RefSeq and is a predicted model, not a curated record. Gene Ontology annotation, molecular function: protein binding. Lineage: Eukaryota; Metazoa; Chordata; Actinopteri; Perciformes; Serranidae. Bases 114 to 2177 code for a protein of 687 amino acids. The transcript is spliced from 15 exons.
GGUUGGAGGAGAGCGGAUACACACCUGUUGAACCAGCGGUCUUCUGGUUUAAAUACAGUUUUAAUUCUUUUGUUGUUGUUUUCUCUGAGAGUCUCAGAGUCUGAGUCUUCAGGAUGACGGACACGCUUUUACCAAACGGCAUCAAAGACGGCCGAGGGGACAGCAGUUAUUUCAGAAAGGGUUGUAACCCGUUCGCCCAGACUGGACGAAGCAAACUGCAGAAUAAACGAGCCAGUCUGAACCAACAGAUCAUCAAGCAGAUGAGGAUGAGGGCCGGAGCUGAGAACCUGCUGAAGGCUACAUCAAACAACAAGGUUAAAGAGAUGGUUAUGUUGGAGCUGAGCUACGUUAACUCCAACCUGCAGCUGCUGAUGGGUCAGCUGGAAGGACUCAACAGCUCGGUGGAGGUCUACCAGAACACACAGGAAACCGCCAACAUCCCCCUCAUUGCUCUGGGUCUGAAGGAGACCAAAGACAUCGACUUCUCCACUUUUUUCAAGGACUUCAUCUUGGAGCACUACAGUGAAGAUGGAAACAGUUUUGAAGAUGAGAUUGCUGACCUGAUGGACCUGCGACAGGCUUGCAAAACACCAAGUCGUGACGAGGCCGGGGUGGAACUGCUGGCGAAGUACUCCAGCCAUCUUCCUCUGAUGGAGAGCCGAUUCUUCGCACCAAACCGCCAGACUGGCAUCUUCUUCACCUGGUACGACUCCUUCACAGGAGUGCCAGUAUGCCAACAGAACCUGUCACUGGAGAAGGCCAGCAUCCUCUUCAACAUGGCCGCCCUCUACUCACAGAUCGGUACCCGUAGCGACCGACAGACGAUAGCCGGCCUUGAGGAGGCCAUCUCUUCUUUCCAGAAAAGUGCAGGUAUCCUGAACCAACUGAAGGAAACAUACACCCACACUCCCAGCUACGACAUGAGCCCAGCCAUGCUCAGUAUGCUGAUUAGAAUGAUGCUUGCUCAGGCUCAGGAGUGCCUGUUUGAGAAGACUGCACUGCCUGGGAUCCGAAACCAGUUUCAUUCCCUGAUGAAAAUGGCUCAGGAGGCCGCCAAGGUCUCAGAAAUCUACGACCAAGUCCAUCAGUCAAUGAUCCAGACGCCAAUCAAAGACCAUGUACCGUUCUUCUGGUCCACCAUGUCACAAGUCAAAACCAACCACUACCGCUCCAUGGCACACUACUUUGUAGCCUCAGCUCUCCUGGACCACCAGUUGGGACUCAGUGAUGAUGAGGACCAACAGGAGAAGACCUUGUCGCAGGUCUAUGAUCGUCUUCCUGAGGGACGCUCUGCUCUGGACAUCCUGAAAAAGAAAGAGGAACGUGAACGCAUUGGUAAAGCACAUAUUCGUCGGGCCAUACUGGGUCAUGAAGAGGCUCUGAGGAUCUAUGGUUUGUGCCACCACUUGAACCAGCUGGAGAUUCUGGAGGACAUUUUAAGAGCCAGUCACCAGCGCUCGCUCAACAAGUACAGCGAGAAUGAAAAUGAGGAAGAGUUCACUGACUACACGGAGGCCCCAGACAUCAUCUCUAAAACAGAGCACAAAGCAGAGAUGGAGUUUCCAACAACCACAAAGGUGAAAGUCACAGACUUCUUCCAGAGGCUGGGCCCUCUGUCAGUCUUCUCAGCCAAACAGCGGUGGACAGCUCCACGGACAAUACAGCUUCGCCCAGAGGACAGAGACCUGGGCUUCACCCUGAAAGGAGAAUCACCAGUUCAGGUGGUUUCGUUGGACCCCCUCUGCCCAGCUGCUGCUGACGGUCUGAAAGAAGGAGACUACAUUGUUGUUGUGGGCGACACAGAUUGUAAAUGGAUGGGCGUGAGCGAUGUGAUGCGGUUGCUGAAGGAUGUGAAUGAGGAGGGGAUUGAAAUCCAAGUUGUCAGCAUUAUGGACAGCAACCCUCCAAUGCCUACCAAGAGUGCCACUUUCUGCGGAAACCUGCCUAAGACCUACUCCAUGAUUUGUCUGGCCUAUGAUGAUGACGACAAGAACCCCAAGUCCCGCAAGGUAACCAAGAAGUCAUCCUUCCUCAACUGGGGUCUGAAGAACCGUCUGAAGAGCGCCAGCACCCUCAGCCUUCCCACGGCCGACCACUCCGGUGCCCUUCCCUGGAACAAGCCCUGUCCCACAUUCCCCAGCUCCAGCUCCUACAACAAUGACAGUGCCCUCUACUGAGCUAGCUGCAGGCUUAUUAUUGUCUGCACGCAUCGUGCGGUAUGCAUAUCAGGCCAAAUAUGGCUGCAUACAGUACUGUGCUGUACCCAUACUGGACCUGCUAUGGUACGGUACCAGUGCCCUUUGGUGUUUCCACUGGAAUAAUGAGCUGUAUUGCAUGUAGCUUGUGUGUCACCACUGCAAUGAUGACAUGUCUGCCAGCUACCUUGCAAAGUGGUUGUGCCAAAUACUGUAUAUAGGUGCCUUUGUUGGUACACGGGCGCCUUCCGAGCACAAUUCAGUACCUGAAGUAAACUGGGCUGCACACCAAACAUUAUGGGAAUUCAUUCUGUACCAGUAUGCAUACAGCACAGUACAACUGCACUGUGGGAAAACAUACCAGUUAUCAUUCCACUCUUUAUACACUUAUAUACACAGCACUGAGACAGGCCUCUUAGUUAAACUGUCAUCUCAGCUCCAGAUGAAUUGAAAGACGAAAACAAAGUCGUGCAAACACACCCAUCCGUUUCUGCUUGACUGCAAAGGGGUAAUUUUAUUGUGGCUUAAGCAAUCCCUUGUUGGUUCCAUUGUGUAGUGAUGUAGCUGUGCAUUGUGCACUUAUGUGUAUUGUGCAUGUGAAGGAUUAGGUCAUUGCCACAAUAUUUAUUGCAGUCAGUGGAAACUGUUCAGUUUUGGGAUUUAAAUAUGUACGUUUUCUAAAUUGAUAUGUAGAUGUUAUGAAACUUGCUGCAGUACGUUAAACAGUGAUUGAGGGAAAAACAAAUUGUACUGCACUGCAGUUGUUUUUGGUCUGGGGAGAGUUGAUGAAUGCAAUGUUGUAUAAGCUGCUAAAAAAAUCAAAUAUAUACCUUGGUUAUGUAUUAUUGUCACUUUUGUAUUUGUGAGACCGCCUUUGAGGAUUAUUGUUUCUGCUGAGUGUCAUGCUUGGGACACAGUAUAAAAGGAAAUAUUGGUAUUUUGCUUAAUGUACCAGUUAUGCCACAGACCAAAAUGCCUCCAUGUCCUUCAGAUGCCAGGAUGUACCCUUUACCACCCUGACUCAUCUUACCCAUUCUGGCCCUCUUUUAUCAUUGCUGCUGCUGUACGGCAGUUUGCCCAUUCGUGAGAAGAGCAUGAGCUGAGUGUCUCUCUGUUAAUGUGAAUCAUGAUGUAGUUAAAGGUUAUUCUGUCUCCAGAAGGGAAGAACGUGGGCAGACCUAUGACAUUCCUGCAUCGUACCUGGACAGCAGGUGACCCAGCAGUGACGCUGAUCAAAGCCCACAGUCAGGUUUCUACGAUUUGUGUUAAUCCUAGUCACAACCCACAUCUUACUGACACUUUGCAGUGUUGGACUAUCUCUUUAUCUACAAAGUAGAUUCUUAUACACAUUUGAUAAUCAAAUUAUUUAUAUAAUAAAAAAAAAUACACACACACAAAAAAAAAAAAUAUAUAUAUAUAUAUAACUGUACUUUGUAGGUUUCAAAACUAGUGUGUGAAUGGUCAUGUUGUGAAUUUUUGCACGUUGGAUUUCUUGGUUGGUUUCUUGGAGGAAUGUAUUUUACGAGCCUUGCUUAAUCCUUUGGUGAAUUUAUAUACUGGUACGUUUUGUCUUUGUAAAGAUAUUUUUUAAAUGUAAAUGUUUUUAAACAGUAACACUGAGAAGAUGUAACACUCUUUACUGUCUCUGUUUACCUAAUAUGGUGUCUUAAAGUGCCAUUUAUGCUUAAUCAUGAAGGAAAAUGUCACAAUCUUAAAUGCCUUGGUCUAUAUGCAGAGGGUUAUGGUACCUGUUUCAGAUUGCCUUUGCUUCAGUCUCUGUAUGUUGUACUGCAUAGAAACUGCGGUUUGAAUGCUUUGUAAGUCUUGUGUCAUAUGUAUAAACUCAAAUCUCAAUAAAAGAGGGGACAAAACAAAUUUCCUGGAUUCUUUUUAACAGAUAUUUGUGGUUCUUGGUAUCUCCGUGAUUGAAAAUACCAAGCAGGUUGGGAAUGACUGGAAUGAAGUUUGAGCACAGCCCUCAGUGAGCCCACGCACACUAAGUCAACACUCACGAGUUUGUAACGUUAAGAGUCUGGCCUGGGAUCACAUGGCGUCCUAAUCUGCCAUCAUGCAAACAGAGAGAGAAACACCAUGUGAUUAAGAUUUACCCAUCAUUCCUUUAUUAUAUCAUUCAUGCUUUUUGUCUAAUAUCUAGGCACUUGUCUCUUUGUCGGGCCUUUUUCCAAAAUGAAAGUGCAUUUUAUUCCCAUAGAUUUGACCUUUUGAAAAUGAUUUCCCCUAAGGGUAAAUUCUUUUCAGGUUUUAGAUUUAUUUUAACAGGAAGAGUUAAUAUUGCAGUUACCAAAUAUGUUG